Molecule: messenger RNA, 1554 nt
Organism: Babesia ovata
Lineage: Eukaryota; Apicomplexa; Aconoidasida; Piroplasmida; Babesiidae
Product: mitochondrial processing peptidase alpha
Exons: 1
Coding region: 1-1554 (517 amino acids)
Cellular component (GO): mitochondrion
Molecular function (GO): metal ion binding
Source: RefSeq, a predicted model, not a curated record
AUGCAUGAACUUAUUUUCCUGCAGACCACUGCUGCCAGCGGGGCUGCUGAAAUCAGCCGCAUCCUCACGAAGGCGCCUCCGGCCUACGUCAACGUGCCCUUUGUCGAAGAGGAUGUUGAGAAAAUCAUGGAGGAAGUGCCCGACUUCAAGUUCUACUACGUCGGUCGUUCAGACGGUGGUGACAACCCCUACCGUAAGGUGCCGUUGACCGAGCGUAUUUACAUCGAGGGAUCCGAGGGACGUUUCGACCCCGCUGACGACUCCGUAAAAUUAGCGAAGCUCCCCAACGGCCUCAGAAUUGCAUCCGUUGAUAGGGGUGGAAUGGAUUCUUUGGUGGGAUUGUAUGUCGGCGCAGGCUCCCGCUUUGAGCACCCCGAGGAAAUCGGAGUGUCGUCUAUGAUCGAGAACAUGGCUUUCCACUCCACGGCGCACCUGUCUCACUUGCGCACAAUCAAGACCGUGGAGACCCUCGGCGGUAAUGCGAGCUGCAACGCUUUCCGCGAGCACAUCGCUUAUCACGGGGAAUGCCUGCGCAAGGAUGUGCCGAUCAUGGUGAACCUGUUGAUAGGCAACGUCCUGUUCCCACGCUUCUUGCACUGGGAGAUGAAGGCAAACAAAAGUCGAUUGGACGACAAGCGCAAGCAGAUCCAUGAGACCCCCGACAUGCUCGUUACGGAGUUAUUGCACUCUGUCGCCUGGCAUAACAACACGCUCGGCUUGCCUAACUACUGCCCAGAGGCCAGCAUGGCGAACUACAAGCCCGAGGUCAUGAGGAAUUACAUGUUGCGCCACUUCUCGCCCGACAACUGUGUCGUGGUAGGGAUUAACACCGACAUGACUGAGCUUUCUAAGUGGGUGAUGCGCGCCUACAACGAGUACAAUGCUAUCGAACCCGUGAAACGGGAGGUGGAGAAGCCGGUGUACACCGGCGGCGUGCGUUACCACGAGGAUAACACGCCGCUGCUACACCUAGCGGUUGGAUUCGAAAUCCCCGGGGGCUGGAACAAGCCUGAGCUGGUGGUAUUCACGGUGCUGCAAGCUCUGCUAGGAGGCGGUGGCGCUUUCUCCACUGGAGGCCCCGGCAAGGGCAUGCACAGCCGCCUGUUCCUGAACGUGCUCAACAAGAACGAGUUUGUGGAAACGUGCAUGGCCUUCUCGACCGUCUACAGUGAUGCUGGUAUCUGUGGACUGUACAUGGUAGCCGCACCCCAUGCGUCACGCAACGCGCUGGAGGUGAUGGCCAAGGAGUUCAAGGCGAUGGCCACAGUGACACCCAAGGAGUUGGAACGCGCCAAGAACACCCUGAAGUCGUACCUGCACAUGUCGCUCGAACACAAGGCUGUCCAAAUGGAGGAUAUCGCCCGACAGCUGCUGCUGUGUGACCGCGUGCUGACCGUUGACGAGCUGGAGCGUGCCAUCGACAGCGUGACUGCUGGCGACAUCAAGAGCUGCGUGGACCGCAUGCUGAAAUCCGGCAAGCCGUCGGCAGUUGCCAUGGGAAACCUGACCUACAUGCCGCAUCCAGAAGAGAUGCUCAAGUACUUCCAGUUUUAG